UGGGAUGCAAGAGACAUUGUUGCAGCAGCCCGCCGCUCACCAUCUUCCCUCUUUAUGACAGAUAAACGCGUUCCUUCCGGUCGAGACGCGCACCGCAACCGCAACCUGUUGAAACGCAACGCGGUAGCCGGUCGCAUGAAUUCUGUCGGAUCAUAUCAGCUGAUCUUACGGUCGUUUUAUUUUGUUGUUGACUUUUAGAUUAGAUUCAUUCAACUGCACACAACUAGUUUAUUACCGAUAUUAAAACCAACAACAAAUAAAGAUCAUCUGUUAAAAUGGAUUGUUCUUCUGAGGCGGUGCAGUUGCUCUCGGAUGAAGUCACCGCUCCAAUGGAAUUGAAGAAAGGAAUGUCCAUAUUUCUGGAUAUCUUAAGAAGAGCAGAUAAAAAUGACGAUGGGAAGUUGUCGUUUGAUGAGUUCAGAGCCUACUUCCAUGACGGAGUUUUAACAUCAGAUCAACUGAAGGAGCUCUUUAACACCAUAGACACUCACAACACAGACAAUGUGGACACUGACGAGCUGUGUGAGUACUUCUCCCAGCACCUUGGUGAAUACGAGAAGGUCCUGGCAGCCCUGGAGGACCUCAACAUGACAAUACUGAAGGCUAUGGGCAAGACCAAGAAGGACUACCAGGAAGCCACACACCUGGAGCAGUUCGUGACCCGCUUCCUGUUGAAAGAGACAACCAAUCAGCUCCACUCGCUGCAGAGCUCCCUGGAAUGUGCCAUGGAGACCACGGCCGAGCAAACCCGUCAGGAGAGACGAGGCCCAGUGAAGCCUGAUGUUCUGUCCAUCCAGUGGUCAGGGAGAAGAUCCAACCGAAGGCUUCAAAGAAAUAACAGUCUGUCUCCCAACAACCCGCUACUGAGCCUGGUCAACUCAGGUCUGUAUGAGGAGGACAACCAAUGGAUGACUCAGGUCAACAGACUCCAGAAGCUUAUUGACCGGCUAGAGAAAAAGGAGGUUCGUAUGGAGCCAGUUGAAGAGGAGGUGUUGGAAGGAAUCACCAAAUCACACAUCCUGAUAGUCCAGAGGCAGCUGAAUGUGUUGGAGGAGUACCUGGAUGAGUUCCGGCUGGCUCUCAGACAGUACAUGGAGUGUGCCUGCGCCCAGACCGGGUGCCUGCAUGUGGCAGUUCAGCGACUGGCUAAAGAGUCCCGUUUCAUUCUGUACGAGUUCUGGGAACACAACCACGUGUGGAAGAACCAUCUCCAGACGAACUACAGUAAGACGUUCCAGAGAGGCAACGUGGACUUCCUGGAGACACCGGAGCUCAUGACCACCAUGCUGGUGCCUGCCUCCUGGUGGGUCCUAAACAACAACUGAAUGACAUCACGCCAGGACGACUGAGGACCGCUAUCGAUCAGAAACGUAGUUUGUAGUCUAUCGGCUAUCAUUAGCAUUGUCAUUGGGAAGAAGCGCGCACACACACACACACACACACACACACACACACACACACA
This is a messenger RNA of Salmo salar (Atlantic salmon), 1462 nucleotides long. It is a transcript of the gene necab1, whose product is annotated as N-terminal EF-hand calcium binding protein 1. NCBI's taxonomy places the organism in Eukaryota, Metazoa, Chordata, Actinopteri, Salmoniformes, Salmonidae. Gene Ontology annotation, cellular component: cytoplasm. Gene Ontology annotation, molecular function: calcium ion binding. The record is from RefSeq and is a predicted model, not a curated record. Gene Ontology annotation, biological process: regulation of amyloid precursor protein biosynthetic process.